AGGAACACGUUGAAGAGAUGGCAGCACUGGCGACGUGAAGUGUGACAGACAUACGAUUAGGAAGCGCACAAAAUUAAAGAAAUAACACGGACUCCAAAGAGCUUGAAAGUAAUCGAAGAAAAAGAGCAACUCGCGCCUGGUACCUUUGAAAUUAAUAGCAGUCAAGAGGAUAUUGUUGUUUGAGGGAAUUUAUACUACACCGACAAAACCAUCUGGUUUUUGUUUCGGAAAUAAAGGUCCAUCAGCAGAAUGCGUCGGUGUACAGCAGCGUUACUUCUGUUAGUUAUUGCUCUAUAUUCUCUCCAUGUAGAAGCCUACAAGUGCAGGUGCACAAGAAAAGGGCCAAAAAUCCGUUACAAGGAUGUUCAGAAACUGGAGAUCAAACCCAAACACCCCUUCUGCCAAGAGAGGAUGAUCUUUGUGACCAUGGAGAAUGUGACACGGUUCAAAGGUCAGGAGUAUUGCCUGCACCCGAAAUUGCAGAGCACCAAGAACCUUGUCAAGUGGUUCAGGAUCUGGAAGGAUAAGCACAGGGUGUAUGAGGCCUAAAAGCAUGGAUUACCAGCAAAAAUAAAUCAAGUGAGAAGAUGAAACAACGUCAACAAACAGAACAGUUUUUACGUGAAAUAGGAGACAGAAUGUCCACAACCAGUUCUUCCUCCCCAGGAGUGAGGUUUUUAACAUACGCACAAUAUGAUUUAGUUGACAAUGAGGCUAGUAGCUGUAAUCACAAAAGUAAUUUCCAACUGUUAUAAUGGUCACAAUUCGACAAUUGCAACAUACAAGACUGUUUACCCAUUCAAACAUCUCUAAAGGAAAAUCCCUUGAGGAAGGUUGAAUAAGUCUUGACCAAGAUUUUGGAUAUGAUACAUGAAUCACGUGUCUGUUCUGAGGUUAGAGUAUAUCAUAGAAUUUAAGUCUUGUAGCACCAAGGAGUUAUAUGAUUCUUGUUGUAACCAUGCCAUUGAUUGAGAAGGUUCUCCCUAAGUUUCUGUUAGUGCAAAACUGAUGUUUAAAACUUACAGACGCAAAGGGACGAGGUAACAAUGCAGGCUCUCAUUCCUAAAUAAUAAGACCAAGACCAAGUCUGUGUUUUGUCAUCAUUUAUGACAAAAUAUUUUUUUUUUCAAAGAGAGAUGGCAUAAAUGAUAGGCUACAGAAGCAUCUAGCACACUAGAUGUACAACAUGUAGAGUAUGUUGUUCUUUACAGUAUAUUGUGCCAUUCCUACAUCCAAGUUCAUGAGUUGUGUAUAAUAUAAAUAUUAUGAACCUAAAAGGUCCUCUAUCAUAUGAAAAGCUGGUCAGAUUUGUUAUUUCUGCACCCAGUGUCGAUCAUUGGUAUACGGUUAUUGUAUAAACAUAGUCAUUGGUGAUGUUUUGUAUCAGGAUUUAUAUCUAUUCUGUUUCACUUGUAACCAACCUGUAAACCAAGUUUUGGGAGUUUCCUGAAAUAUGUCAUAUUCACUUAUUUUUUAAGAUACAUUUGCUACAAAUGCACUACACAUAAAGGAAGCAAACUUAUUAAGCAAUAUCUCAGUGUAUGACUUUCAAUAGGAAAAUAUGGAUAAUUAAUUAUUGAACUAAAUUGCCCUGCAAAGACAACAUUGUAGAGGUCUGACCUUAAACGUUUCUUCAUGACAACUUAUACAGUUAAAGUUGUGGUUAUUUUGUAAACUGUUGAUACACAUUCUUGAUUCAAAUAUAUAUACAAAAGUAUAUAUAAAUAAUCACUAUGUAAAUAGAGCAAUAGCUUGUUAGUGACAAUGAAUUCAUCUAGGACUUCAUAGCAAAAUGUGUUGUAUUACUGAGUUGUUUUGCUAUUUAAUUGUAAUUUUGGUCAAAUGUUGUUUGAACUGACACAUCAAACACAUUAUGUAAACAUUCCAAUGUGUGUAAAUCAAUAAGCACAGCAAUAAACAAUGUCUAAAACAA
Messenger RNA from Osmerus eperlanus (European smelt), 1933 nucleotides. RefSeq names its product chemokine (C-X-C motif) ligand 14 (gene cxcl14). The record is from RefSeq and is a predicted model, not a curated record. Gene Ontology annotation, biological process: immune response. The coding region runs from base 250 to 549 and encodes 99 amino acids. Gene Ontology annotation, molecular function: chemokine activity. Lineage: Eukaryota; Metazoa; Chordata; Actinopteri; Osmeriformes; Osmeridae. Gene Ontology annotation, cellular component: extracellular region. The transcript is spliced from 4 exons.